AGUUUCUUGUACCUAAGUUUCUUAAAUCCUUAAACCUGUCUGAAAACUAAAAAAAUACAGCAGGAAUGAAAUUUCUUGUCGCGUUAUUAUUUAUUUCUUUCUUUGGAUCUAUUCUGUGCAAUGAAUAUCAGUCUAUAGUAUCUAAGGUUCAAGAAAACGGUGAUGAGAAUCAAGAAAAAUGUGAUUUUUUCACAGGAAAUUGGGUUUUGGAUUUCAAAAGACAUCCUUUGUAUAAACCAAAUGAAUGUCAGUUUCUAGGAGACUGGGAGAAUUGCAUAAAGAAUGGUAGGUCUGAUUCUCUAUUUCAGAAAUGGAGAUGGCAGCCUAGAGACUGUAAAUUGCCAAAGUUCAAAGCAAAAAGAUUGUUGAAGAAACUGAAGGGGAAGAGGCUUAUAUUUGUUGGAGAUUCUAUACAUAAUAACCAAUGGAAUUCUUUAGUUUGUAUGGUUCAAUCUGCUAUUCCAUCAAGCAAGAAGAGAAUUGACUUUUCAGGCUAUCCAUAUGUUUUCCACAUUGAGGAUCACCACAAUGCUACCAUAGAGUUUUAUUGGUCGCCAUUUCUAGUUGAGUCAAGUUCAGACCCUGUCCCAAUGAGGGACGGUAAAACAAUAUCUGCAAUAAUGCCAGAAUCAAUAGCAAAGCAUGGAGAUUACUGGAAGAAUGCAGACUACUUGGUCUUUGAUUCAUAUGCCUGGUGGACCAAGCGUCCCACCGUAAGAGUAUUGCGAGGAUCGUUUGAUAAAGGAGACACGGAGUAUGAUGAGGUCGAGCAACAUAUAGCAUACCAAAGAGCUUUAAGGACUUGGGCAAAAUAUGUGGAAGAAAAUGUGGAUCCUUCUCGAACCACAAUAUUCUUUAGCACAAUGUUUCCUCAGCACUACAGGAGUACCGAAUGGAACAAUCCGGCAGCAAUUAAUUGUUGGAAUGAAACUCUUCCGAUUAACAUGUCUACGCCAUUGCGUAUAGACACAGACAGUAAAUUUUUCACACUGGCUGAAGAAGUGACGAAAUCAAUGAAAGUACCUGUCCACUUCCUGAACAUAACAACUCUAUCAGAAUACAGAAAAGAUGGACAUAUGUCUAUAUAUACUAAUCAAGGCAGUAAAUUGCUUACACCAGAACAGAAAGCUCACCUAGCUGAUAGUGCUGAUUGUGUUCAUUGGUGUCUCCCUGGAGUGCCUGAUACUUGGAACGAGUUGCUCUAUGCACAUCUUGUAACAGACUCUUGACUCUAAAAAUUACUCUUCAAUUCUUUUUUAUUUUACUUUACAUAUUUAAACAAUUGUAAUUGCAUUUCAGUUAAAAAAUAAAUGUUAAUUGAUGAUAAAUUCAAUAUAAACUCACAAUUUGAGGUUUCCUAAUA
This is a messenger RNA of Mercurialis annua (annual mercury), 1363 nucleotides long. RefSeq names its product protein trichome birefringence-like 30. The transcript has 5 exons. NCBI's taxonomy places the organism in Eukaryota, Viridiplantae, Streptophyta, Magnoliopsida, Malpighiales, Euphorbiaceae. Gene Ontology annotation, cellular component: Golgi apparatus. The record is from RefSeq and is a predicted model, not a curated record. The coding region runs from base 66 to 1229 and encodes 387 amino acids. Gene Ontology annotation, molecular function: O-acetyltransferase activity.